Ectocarpus sp. CCAP 1310/34 is the source of this 2454-nucleotide messenger RNA. The record is from the annotation of a GenBank genome assembly. Lineage: Eukaryota; Phaeophyceae; Ectocarpales; Ectocarpaceae.
ACAACCAUCUCCGUCUGGCUCUGGUCUUUGAAUAGACCCACAGGCACACACGUGUGUCCGCAUCCUCAACACACUUUUCCCUGGGGUCUGUCGGAUACUGUCGUGGGAGCUGCAGUUGAGCGUUUGGGUGCUCUCCUCGUUGCUUGAGAGAGCAAUAGAAAUCAAGGUAUCAUGUACGGUUUUCAAAUGGGCUCCGCCACCGCCGUCCUCGCGCUGACGGUAGGCUCUGUUGCCGGCUUCGUCCCUCCGCCACCGGCCGCCGCUGGGUGCCACCGCUCCGCCUUCCUUUGCCGCGGUGCCAGCAACUCGCGAGCACUAACCCCUCGCUCACCGACAACAGGAGCAGCGUUGAUGUCUCUCGAACCGUUUCGAAGACAGCAGCGAAUUCUUCCUCGGUGGGUCCGACCGGGUGCGGCGGCCCGGGGAGGCUUGUUCGGGCGAGUGCCUUCGCGCCUGCGCGGCGUGGCGGCGGAAGAGGACGAGGGUGAGGAAAUGUACGAGUAUGACGAUGUGGAUGGGGAGGAGUACAACGAUGGCGAGGAGAUCUUGGACAGGUCUGUCAUCAAGCAGCUGAAGCGCAGCACGACGGUCUUCCGACAGGUGAGCUGGCUUUCGUGGUGGGCGCAAACGAUCCUGUCGACGGUGGCUUUUAUCAUCCUCCUCUUCUCCAACGCCGUCACCAACCGCUCCGCCCGAGGCAACAUCCUCGGCAACGGGGUCGCGCUGGCCGUGGCUAGCCUUGCUUGCUCGGCAGCGAGCAUCUGCUGGACGUGGGGGUACAACCUGAAGGCGAAGGGGUGGAGGAAUUUGGGAACGCUGGCCGAGGUGGACGACGCGCAAGUGCGCAUGCGUGGCUCGCUUAGGAUGGGGCUGUACAUCAACGUGGCGGGCAUGCUCCUGGCUCUGGUCGGAGCGGAGCAGAUCGUCGGGACGCUGGUCGCUAAAGUGCUGUACGCCCAAGGUUUCCAGCCCUCCGUGAUGGUGGGCAGCGCCGGUGCCGCGGAGGUGGCGCAGGCGCAGUUCCGCGCCCUGGACGUUUUCAUCGUCCAGGCCAACACCAACACAUUGCUCAGCCACUUCUGCUCGCUGGCGGCGUCCCUGUGGCUGCUUGCGAGGACGCCGAAGCUGGCCAAGCUGGCCAAGAGCGGCUGAAGUUUUGUUUGGCUGCGGCGCAAGUUUGUUGAUGUCGUCGUUAAAUAGUGGUCGUAGCGAGCAAGCGUCCGCUCGUGACACACCCGCUGCUGUCUCCCUUCGCCAUAUUGGUAGGAUUUCCUCACGGCAGUAUCAAGAGCACACCUUUAAGUGGCGUGGUGGGGGCGGUGGUGAAAUGAAUCGAUUUUGGAUGUCGGCUGUGAAAAGUUGAUUGGUUUAAUCGCUUUAGUCACGUUUUCGUGUUCCAGCCUGUUUGGCCAGCCGUCGGUGUUCGGUGGAGUGUAGCAGAGGUUGGGAAAUGUUUCGGGGCGUGAUUAAAUCUCCUGUUUUUGGUCUGUAUGAUAUCGUAUACUGCAGUUCAUUUAUGUCUUUUACCGACGAAGAAUGAAGACGUGUUGUGAGAUUCUGAACGAGCGUCUACCCCGCCUGCAACGCCAAAUGGAUAUGUAGUUUGUACAAUAAUAAUUGUCAUCCUUUUCGUGGGGUUCGCGGAAUGUUUGGUUUUGUUCCGGUUUGGGACUGGGAAAUACUCCCAUAUCUGCCGGGAUCCUACCUGUAUUUAUAGGAGGGGGCUCGUAGUGUUGUUGAUGACCGCUACAAAACCCCUCCAUCGCUUCAGGUCCGUCUGCAGUCCUUUCGUGUUUCCAUUUUCUUUUUUGGCGUUAAACGCGGCAAGGUUUUCUUCCUCCAGCUUGUGUGUUUCGUGCAUGCACGCCCCCCGCCCUUUUCCUAUCGCUUGGGCUUUGUUACCUCUUCUUGCACGAGGCUUGCUCCUAUCGGUUUGGAAGUAGGGGAGUCAACGUAUGGUUUGGAAUGUGUGCCACAGUAUAUGCAAAAGCCAAAUCAUGUUUUUUGUUUGCAUCCUCGUUCGUGCGAUUUUUGUGGCUGUGACAGCUGGUACAGUAUGCGCUGGAGUUAUAUCUAUUUUCCAGUAUAAUACUACAUCUCGCCCGUGAGGCUUUCUCUGUGUACAAUUGGAGUCUACAUCACGGGGCCACUGGGUGCCCGUGCAGUGCGAAACAAGGGCGAGACACUUUGUUUAGACUUCUCGGUAGAAAAAAAAUCGGGUUCGUGGCCACUGCUGUGCUUCUUCUGUAUGCGCGCAGCAUAGAGGGUAGUUUGCGGGCAAACGCACACGGAGGGGCGGUCGCAGCCAAGGAUAUUACGACCGGCGAGCCCAACAUUAUAUAGUCUACAUGCAGUAGCCGCCGUGAGAGAGCAACAUCUAGGUAACUAACUCCCCUUGGGUUCUUUCCGAUGUACCCAAAAUAUAAGCAAGAGAACGAAGUACACUAAUGACUG